Physella acuta is the source of this 5240-nucleotide messenger RNA. RefSeq names its product anoctamin-7. NCBI's taxonomy places the organism in Eukaryota, Metazoa, Mollusca, Gastropoda, Physidae. Gene Ontology annotation, biological process: chloride transmembrane transport. Gene Ontology annotation, molecular function: protein dimerization activity; chloride channel activity. The record is from RefSeq and is a predicted model, not a curated record. Gene Ontology annotation, cellular component: plasma membrane.
CAAAAGAUUGUGUCCAGCGCAGUAUAGUACGACCACAGCUGGUCAAGAGAUUGUAUACAGCUGAGAGGAAAACUUACCAAAAGCGUGUGCCCAGUUGACACAAUAAAGACCAUCAACAUGAUAUCACAGAACAGGGUCCUCUUUUUUGGAACAUUCCAUCAUGGAUCGAAAGAAAGUCAAGCGAAGCCCAGAAGUUGGGGGAGGGGAUGGUCAUAAUUUGGAAGAAAACACCAAGGACCUUAAUCUUUCUGAUAUUGCUGCUAUUAAAAAUUCUUUUACAAGAUUGAAGAAAAAGAGACAUAAACAUAAAAUGCAUAAACCUAAGCUGUCACCUUUUGAGGAGAGAUACUCCUGGCUUUACAGUGAAAAUAAGCUAAAACCUGAAGACAAACGGAUAGAUUAUGUCCUGGUUUAUCCCGUACCCAAAGACUAUUCACAUGAUGCUGCAAGAGCCCAAGCAGAAGAGAAAAAAACUGUGAAGCGGGAAAAGUUUGAAAACUUAAUACUAGGUGAGGGUUUUCUCAUACAAAAGACCACCAUUAAGGAGAAUGUUUUUGUCAAGCUCCAUUGUUCUUUCAAGAGGCUGUGCUAUGAAGCUGAAAAAGUGAAACUAGAAAUGCCGUUGAAAGAUUGUAGAAUACCAGAGGGGGAACCACACAGCAUAUUAGGGAGGUUUAUUGCUGAUCACCUAGAAACAGAUGGGGAAGUUUCAGACUUUGUCAGCACUCCAUUCAGGAUGAGUAAAGUUGAUAGAUUUGAUAAAUAUGAAGAUCCAGAAAACUUCUUCAGGCCAGCAUUGAGAUCACUCUUGGUGGACCAUAUUCUAUCAAACAUAGACAUAUCUGAAAGUGAGGCUAAGAAGAAGGAAGAUGCGGGUGUAGAGCCAUCGGUUGGAGGCUGCCUAGAGAGUAUCUUAUGUUGCGGUGAUUCAAAACCUGGCAUGCCUAAGGACUUGCAGAAUAAAAAUGUUUGUACCAAGAGAGGGUUACCCUACCUGUUGAUGAAAAAUGUUUACACUGAAGCAUUUAUACUUCACGAUGAAUCCCUUCAUCGUAAAAGUAAAAUGGAAAACAUUCCUCCCCAGAGCGGCAAUAUGUUCACAGAAACAGAUGCAUAUAAUCAAAAUAUAACGGACGCCCGCAAAGAGUUAAAUGACAAAUGGACCCGGCCGCUAGCUUACCAGCCAAUGUGGCAUAUCAGAAAUUAUUUUGGUGAAAAGAUUGCAUUUUACUUUGCAUGGACUGGCAUGCUGGUAACAACACUGUGGAUUCCAAUGUUUUUUGGAUUUGCAGUUUUCCUGUAUGGACUGCACAAAAGUAUCACAGAUACAUCAGCAGCGAGAAACGGAACAGGGUCAGCUGAGCUGCAGAAUGUACUUGAAGACAUCAAAAGGGCAUUCGACAAUGAUGUAACACCAUUUUACUCACUGUUUAUAUGCUGCUGGGGAACAAUUUUUCUGGAAGUUUGGAAGCGACAGUCUGCUAGAUUAGCAUACGAGUGGGAUGUGGAUAUGUAUGAAGCCAAUGAGCCAGAUAGGCCUCAGUUUAAAGGGACCAGAUUUAAAAAGAAUCCCAUUACCAGUGAAAUUGAUUGGUACUAUCCAUUUGGAAUGCGAGCUUUAAAAUUUGCGACUUCAGGAAUGGUGUUCAUUGUAAUGGUUAUCGUAGUAAUAGCCAGUGUCAUUAGCGUGAUCAUUUACAGAGUCAUUAUUAGUAUUGACUACUGCCCCACCAUGUCAAACCAAGCAUGCUUUGUUCUCACAACUAUUGUCUCAUCAGUUCUAAAUGCUGUUUCCAUAAUAAUAUUAGGACUGAUAUAUGAUAAGCUAGCUGUCAUGUUCACAGAUUGGGAGAAUCACCGUACGCAAACUGACUACAAUGAUUCCUUGAUUCUCAAAGUGUUUACAUUCAAACUUGUGAACAGUUACGCAUCUUGUUUUUAUAUUGCAUUUUUCAGAGGGCAAACUGGUCGGAGCCUGCUGGAGUCUCGCUACGUUGACUCCUGUGAAGGUUCAUGCAUGACUCAGUUAAGUUUUCAAGUUAUGACGCUGAUGUUAACCAGGCCUUUAUCAAAGUUUGUUUCAGACGUAGGAAUACCAAUCGCCAAAAACAUAGUUAAGAAAAUGAAGAUUAUCAAACUUUGCAAAAGUAUGCUUUGCUGUCGAAAAAACCAGGUGAAAAUAGAAAAUGAGGAAGAAAAUACUCCCCAGGCAAUAUUUCUAUUUAAUGAAUGGAGCAAACCAAGUUUAGGAGAUUUUACUCUUGGAGAAUAUACAGAAAAGGUCAUUUUAUAUGGAUAUUUAAUGCUUUUUGCCUGUUCAUUUCCCCUUGCCCCAAUGAUUGCACUAAUUGUGUGUAUGAUAGACAUCCGGGUGGAUGCCAAAAGGUUGCUCUGGCUUUUUAGACGGCCUGUCGCUCUCAUAAGUGCUGACAUAGGCAUGUGGUACAACAUCCUGACCUUUCUCAAUCUUCUUGGAGUACUGAGCAAUGCUUUUAUUAUUGCCUUUACAUCAAACUGGGGCUCACAGUUUAGUAUGAUGGGAAAACUGUGGGUGAUCAUUGGCUUUGAGCAUAUUGUACUAGCUUUGAAGUUUUUUCUUGCAUUCAUAAUCCCUGAUGUACCUCAAGAUGUUACGUUAGCUAUGAGGAGGGAAAAGUACCUCAUUCACAAGAAACUGGAAAAGGAGAUAGAUGUCAAAAUCACGACAGGUUUUAAUGAACUAUUUCCGGAUUCUGAGAAGAAACUCUCAUCAGAACCGUCCAAGGUGACAUCCAAAGGUACAUUAUUAGCAGCAGGAAAUGGAACUAACCCUGCCCCAAAUUAUCGGAUGAAUUUUUUGUCACCGGAGCAUAACGUUGAUACGGGAGAUUCCUUUGGCCCUAGUCCUGAUAUAAGCAAGACACAGGUCACAGUAUUCCAGACGGUUCCAGAAGAUACAGAAGUAACAGAAGCUUAAAACUUUCAACCAAGACCCUCAUUAAUUUUCAACUAUACAAACAUCUACUGUUAUAUACAAUAAAAUUUUGACAUCAUUAAAUAAAAAAAAAACAAUUCUUAUUGUACAUAUAUUUAAAAUCAAUGUUUAUUAUCAUUAUAUUAAAAACAAUAUGUUAACAUCAUUAUGGAAAUAAAAAAUCAAUUUAACAUUUUAUUCUACAAAACUGAGUAUUUUUUUUAUAAUAAAAAGUGAAGCAGCUAUUUUAAAAUUCUUUUUUUUUACUGUUGUAUCCAAUAUCUUAGUACAAAUAUAAUUCUGUUUUCCCUAUUACAAAUGCCUUUGAACAUUAAACAUUUUCAGGGUUGAUUUAGAGUUUGAAUGUGCUGUUGCAUUGUUUUGCACCUUACAUUUGUAGAAAUUAAAUAAUGUUAUUGUUGAUCUAUCUGAUUGAUACAUUGCAGCUUCUAUAUUGCCUUACUUUUUUGUAUUAUUUUUGUAAGUACAAAAUGUCAGUUUGAAAAAAAACCAACUAUUUAUUAAGUGCCAAAAUUGUUUAAUGAUCCUUUCCUUUGUUUUUGUUAUCAAUUAUUUAGAUUGUUCAAUAGCACCAGAAUCUCAGCUUUUUUUUAUAUUAAUAUUAUUUGUAUAUGUGAUAAUUCUAUUGAAUAAUUAUUAUUAUAUUCUCAUUCAGGCUAACUAUUUACACUUCUUAUCAUAGUAUUUUUCAAUAAAUAUUGCUCUUAAGGGGUUUGCUUACAUCAAAUAUUGAAACUGUUUUGUUAGCUUUUAAGUCAUAGAAAUAUCAUAAAGCUUAUGAUUGUUUUGAAUUAAAUGAAUUUUGACGAUAGCAUUUUUAAUCUUCAGGAAGUAGAGAUUAAGACUGUUAAUGUGGUUAGUGCAAUAACCAGCUGCUCUCUUUUUUUGGGAUUAGCCCGUCAAAACUGAAAUUUUAGUAUUGUCUGUACUGGCAAAAUUCUUUUUUAUUUAAAAAAAUCAAAUAUUGAUUAGGGUUAGGUUUAAAAAUCAAUUUGUGGAAAAUUGUCAAAAAUUUCAGUUUUGCCACUACAGCCUAGACCCUCUAAUUUCACAAAUUUGUUAGAGUUAAAACAGCACUGCUCACCCAAGUAAUUUACCUAAACUUGAAUCAGUAUCCAAAAGAAAUGAGCAAGAAUUAUCAAGUAUUAUUGAUCUUCUAAAACAUUGUUCUCUGUAUUAUUAGGGCAGUUUUUUUUAAAUUCUCUUCUACUUUUAUUAUUGUUUAUUUCCACUCUUUAUUGUCUAUCAUGGAGAGACUUCAAUCAAGCCUUCUGACACUUGUUGUAUGCAUCCAAUUAAUGUGUUUAAUUAAGUAAACCUGCUGAUGUGUUAGAUUCUAUGCUUCUUCAAAACAUGUUUAUAUAUUUAAUUUAUGCUAUUACAUCUCCACACCACAAGGAAUACAUUUUUUCGUUUCCAGGCAAUAUAAUUUUGUAUGUCUUUAAGGUUCUAUUCAUUUUAUUAUGCAAUUAUUUUUAAUUAUUUAAGUUACAGAAAAAAAAAGAUGACAUGUUUGGACCUAAGUUCAGACUUACUUGUAAAUGAAAGGGAAUUUAAAGAUCUUAUGUUUGAUUACCAAAAAACUUUAUUUUACAAAUAAGUUAUUCUGUUGAAGUAGUGUUACAUUUUUAAAGAUAUUGAUGCAUCAACUGCUUUUUGUUUAUAUGAAAAACAGUAUCUGAACAAAUACUUUUACAGUAAUAAUACGUUAAUCUGAUGUAUAUUCAGAUCUGUUUAUCAUGUAAAAUAUUUUGUCGUUUCACAGCUUAAAUUUCAGGGCUGUUUUGUGAUAUGUACAUAAACUUUUAUAGAGAUACAUUAAUAAAUUGUUUACAAUUGUAGAAAAUGCCAAUAAUCAGCUGAAUUUUUUUCAGAUGUUGAAAUUCUGUUGCAUUUUUUAAAAGAACCUCAUUUCUAAUGAUUGCACCAUUUAAAAUUUAUAUCUAAUAGAUUUUUUAUUUGCUGAAAUGUAAUAACUAUUUUUGUGGCAGGUAAUACAGUUGCUCAUUUCUUAAUAAUCAAUUACUAAACUAAAUUAUUUAAUUUAAGUUUAUAAAAUUAUUAACAUUAAAAGUUUUUAAAAAUUAUUAGCAUGUUAGAGUCAAUAAAUAUAUUUCUAUAAUAAAUAUACACACACACUUUUUUUAUGCAUAAUGUAUUCUUGCACUUAAUAUUGCUGUGCGUGGGUAGCACACAAUCAGCAAAGGUAUUUUAAAAUAGCUCAAUAAGGUGAAGUUUUGAUAAAUGUUUAAAAUAAAUAAGACAA